Molecule: messenger RNA, 3921 nt
Organism: Petromyzon marinus (sea lamprey)
Lineage: Eukaryota; Metazoa; Chordata; Hyperoartia; Petromyzontiformes; Petromyzontidae
Gene: PHF14
Product: PHD finger protein 14
Biological process (GO): regulation of transcription by RNA polymerase II
Source: RefSeq, a predicted model, not a curated record
UCGCGGUAGAGAUCCACACCUAAGCGUGUUGGGAAAUCGUAAAGCAUGGCCCAGCCGGAGCCGAGUCCGACAUUCCGGCUUUUGUGGUGGUAGCAACAACAAUGAAAACAACCCCACAAUAAUGCAACAACAACUGCUACGAACAACAACAAACGACUAGAAUAACGACCCAAACACACACACACGCGCGCGCUUCUUUGCUUACUACUUGUGGCGUACGCGAGAGCGCUGCGCCGCGCGGCCGGGGUGAGGGGAGCUCUGCGGAGAGCGUCCAAUGCCUGGCGGGGCCGACGGGGACGACGUCGCGUUCAUGUUUAAAGCCAUGCUGGAGAGAGACCCGAACAAGCGGCGUGUCAAGCCAGUGCAGAACCAGCUGCUGGAGGCAGCAUUUGGUUACGACAGCUCAGACGACAGCGAUUUCAAUGUCGAUGAGGCCUCAGGUUCUUCUGGUACAGAUGGUAGCGAUGCAGAAAGUAAAGCUUCUGAAAGCAAAGAAGAAAAAAAAAGCAAAGAUUCUGAAAGUGAAGACAGCGAAGAAGAUGGUCAUGGGAAAGCAAAAGAAGCAGAGGGGGACAAAUUCAGCUCCGAUUCGGAUCAGAAGGAAGUUUCAAGAAAACGUGAAUCUGGAGCCAAGGGGAAAGAGAAGGGUGGACGGCAGCAAUCGAAGGGGAGUGGUGAAGCUGCAAAGAAGACCAGCUCUGGGGACUCGGAGAGCAGUGACAGUGAGAGUGCAGCUUCUGCCAAAAACUCGAAUGAUGAUGCACAAUCAGCCAAGGAUCAAAAGAGGAAGUGGGACUUUCGCCGUAAACGCAGUACGCCAGCCGUUGUGCUGACAGAGCAGGACCUGGGCAACAUGGAUGACUAUGACAGCGAGGACGACAAUGACUGGGACCCCGAAAAAGUUGGCAAAAAAGGGGGUGACUCCGAGUCGGAGGGCUCAGACGGCAGUGACGAGAAAGAACAUGGCAGCAACGAUGACAGUGAGAGCGGCAACAGCAGCGACAAGGACAGCAAAGGCAGUGAUGAUGGCAGCGAUGAUGAGGAGGAUGAGGACGGUGAUGAGAAGGAGAGUGCAAAGUCAGAAGAGCAGGAGAGUGGCGAUGAUGUGUCCGGUUCGGAGAGCACGGUGGAUAAAUCUGUUACCAUCGGGGAGCUCAUUGAGAAAGUAGCAAAGAAAAGAACCAAAGCUGAAGAGUCUGUGACAUCCAGUAAGACCUCUGGAGGCAGGUCUUCGCAGAAGAUGCAGGAGGUGCUGAUCUGCAGCGUGUGUCUUGGUGAGAACAGUGAAGACAGCAACGAGAUUGUCCAGUGUGACAACUGUGGUGUCACAGUCCAUGAAGCUUGUUACGGUGUUGAUGGCGAGAGCGAGUCCGUGAUAAGCUCGACCUCGGAUAACUCAACAGAGCCCUGGUUUUGUGAUCCGUGCAAAGCCGGCGUUGUGCCCAGCUGUGAGCUCUGCCCUGCCAUUGAUGGCAUCUUCAAGGAGACAGAUGCUGGCCGAUGGGUUCACGUGGUGUGUGCACUCUAUGUUUCUGGCGUAGCAUUUGAGGAUGUAGAGAGGCUAAGGCCAGUGACUCUCACCGAGAUGUCAUAUUCAAAGUACGGAGCCAAGGAGUGCAUGCUGUGUGAGGAGCGCCUGUUUUCUCGUACCGGAGUGUGCAUCAACUGUGAUGCGGGGAUGUGCCGGAGCUUCUUCCACGUGAUGUGUGCCCAGCGCGAAGGUUUGUUGUCGGAGGCUGCUGCAGAGGAGGAAAUUGCAGACCCAUUUUUCGCUCACUGCAAGCAGCACGCCGACCGUAUGGACAGGAAGUGGAAGAGAAAGAACUACCUGGCCCUGCAGUCCUUCAGCCGGCAGAUCCGCGAGGAGAAGGGAAAGGCUCACCCGGGGGACAUGCAGCAGGCACGCAUAGAUGCAAAGCUGCAGCUGUACCGGGCGCGCUUCGAGCUGGCGAAGGGAACGCGGCCCAGUCCCUGGGUUCCCCGCGAGAAACUGGCGCGCCCACUCACCAGCAGCGCCUCGGCCGUGCGCGCGCUCCUGCUCAAGGCACAGCUGGCGGGGGUGUCUACGGACAUCAUGCCGGCCGACACCACGGAGCCCGGCACUGGCGACGGCCGCAGGAAGCAGAUCCGCCACCCCACGCUCACAGCCGACUUUGUCACAUACUACCUGGAGCGGAACAUGCAAAUGAUGCAGAUCCAAGAGAAUAUUUGUGACCAGCGGAAGCUGAAGAAUGAGCUGCAGAAACAAGAGAAAGCUCUGCGGAGCAGCUAUGGUGGGCUUAUGGAGACCUUGGACACCUUGAAGAGUCUGAACAAUAAACUCCAGCGAGAAGGGCACACCUUGUGGAGCACCCUAGGGCAGAUUACUGGACAGAAACUGACGCAGCCUUUAGUACUGCGAGUACUGAGGGAGCAGAAAAGCAGCCUCAUGAAAUCGGGUCAAGAAGCAUCUGUGUCCCUCCCUCAGAUUCUGCACAGCUGUGGCAUUUGCCAGGAGAGCAGUGACCAGCACCUGCUCACACAGUGUGACACCUGCCAACGCUACUACCAUCUGGGCUGCCUGGACCCCCCUCUUACCCGCAUGCCACGCCGCAGCAAGAACAGCUAUUGGCAGUGCUCGGAGUGUGACAGGUCAGGCAGUAGCUCGUCCGAUGGUGACGCCACCGCGGAGACGCUGCUGGACAGCAUGAAGCGCUCUCGGCGACAGGUGAGGGAGCCCAUCAAGUUUACGCAGCUCCCCGACUCCCCGUCCGAGGACAAGAAACAUCUACAGAAGCAGCAGCGGUCAACAAUGUGCCCUAAAAAAAGGUGUGCGAUUGGAAAGAGACGUAAAAGAGGAAGGAAGAGAAAAGCAAAGGAGGAAGAAAUUGAAGAAGAGAAACCCAAGGUUUGUCCCAAGCCAAGAGAGCCCAGGCAUUUCGGUGCAAAAAAACCAAAGGCGGAAGAGCAGCAAAUACAGUGCACGACAUGUGGCAGCUCGGGGAGCAGCGACACCACAGUGAGGUGUGAUCAGUGCACCCUGAAUUACCACUUUGGCUGCCUCAACCCACCCCUUAAGAAGUCGCCUAAGCAGUUUGGUUACGGUUGGAUAUGUCAAGAUUGCGACUCAACGCCAUCAGAGGCUGCCAAUCCAGGUGGAAUUUGGUACACGAGGGCCGUUACGGAGGAUGAUAACAACGACGAAGACCAAAAGGAAGCAGAGAACGAUGCGAAAGGAAACAAGGAAGAAUCCACCUCGCCUGCCAUGAAGAAAAGCGUGUAAUUAGAAUUGUUAACCUCAAGUUGCGUGUCCUUUUAUUGCCUGCAGUUACAUGAAGCGUAGAGCAUCUUAACAAUGUGGUGUUGUAUCGCGUCAAUAUUUAGAAAUGUGUUUGCAUUCUGGUGGUUCUGCCAAUAUUUCCAGGGUAACAGUUUACACUAAUUUCCACACUACGUAAUUCGUAAGACUGAGAUUCAGAAAUAUGGGUCAGUACGAGGGUGUGGUACACAUCGUUCCAAGCCUCACAUGGAUAAAAUACAUUCACCACUAUUAACUAUGUUAUUUUACAAAAGUUACCCUCUUUCGCAAUGUAUUUUUCCAUAUUGUUUCUAACAUUUUUUUAAAUUCUCAAAUUUUAAAUUUUAAUUCCAGCCCAUUCAGAUAACCCUUCAACACAUAAUUUUCGUCAUAACAGCGUCCAAGCAGAUGCUCCUUUAAUUCGGGAAGCUGGGGAAAGUCACUGCAUUCCAAUUUGUGGAGAAUAGGCAGAAUGUGGUUGACAGCAGCCUUUGCAACUUGCAUUGUGUGCUCUAGGGCAGCGGUCCCCAACCUUUUUGGCACCAGGGACUGGUUUCGUGGAAGACAAUUAUUUCACGGAUGGACGGACGGGGGGGGUUCAUCAUUGGGUCUUUGCUCCUUUUCAAAGCUCUCCAGCGACGUUU